AUGCUCCUGUCAAUUUGUGCUUCUAUUGUUCUGCUUUUUACUGUGAUGGGAAGGCUUGCUGCUAACCCAGGAAUGAAAAUUAAAAUUACGGACAAAGGUUUACAAUAUGCCAGAAAAAUUGGUGUCAAUUUGCUUGAGCAGAAGAUUAAAGAGUUUCAAUUGCCAGAUGAGACUGGGAAAAUAGACCUGAUGGGAUGGCUAGAUUACAAAGUAUCAAGGCUACAACUUAUAGAUGUUGGAUUGCCCAAUUCCAGUGCAGAGUUCAUUCCCAACAUCGGUAUCAGAUUUUCAACCGAUGUUUCCGUUAGCCUGGUUGGAGAAUUGGAGGUGUCAUUGGGACUACUAUAUAGUGCAGGGACUUUUAACCUGAACAUCAGUAUGCUUUCAGCAACAUUUGUUGUUGGAUUCCUACACAACGAUGGUCGACCAACAGUUAAACCCAUUAGUUGUAACUCAACAUUGAAAGAUUUUGAAAUUACUUUUCAUGGAAGUAGCAGCUGGCUUCAUCGUAUGUUCAUUGAAAGAACAAAAGGUGAAAUCAGAAAAGCUUUUUCCAAGAAGGUGUGUUCACAUUUUGUAAGUUUGAUUGAAAGGCUUGAAACCAUGGAUCAGACUGCCUUACAGCAAGUGGACCAUUAUGUUGCAUUUGAUUAUUCUUUGGUUAGAGAACCUGUGAUCACAGCAAAUUCCAUUGAGUGGCCUAUUAAGGGUAUAGUUUAUGAUCGUCAGCAUCGUAAGCCACCUCCAUAUGAUGUACAACCAUUUAAUCUCCCGGAUAUCACUGAUUUAAUGUUGUACGUUGGAGUAUCGGAGGAUGUCCUCAACACAAUGGGAUUUGCAUAUUUUGUAGCUGGAGCUUUGCAAAUCGACAUCACUGAUGAUAAGCUUCCAGAAGACAUAUCCCUUCGAUUGAACACAUCCAACCUGUCAUUAUUGUUGCCUGAGACAGCCAGUGUAGGAGCUCAGGUGUACAUAUCAGAAAUGAGAUUGCGUGGAUCAGUGCAUCUGAAAAGUUUUGAUCUAGUUUUGAAACAAUCAAAAGUGGGGAAUAUUCAAGUGAAGGCAUUGGAUACGAUUCUAACGAUUGUAUUUAAGAAGAAUGUGCUUCCAAAGUUAAAUGUGUCACUGUACAGAGGGAAGGCCCUACUAAUCUUACACAAAGUAUCACUGCCGAAUGCAAUCAUUAAAAUUAACAAGGGUAUGUUAAUGCUUGGGACUGAUCUUGAGUAUCGUGGCUGA
Callorhinchus milii (elephant shark) is the source of this 1239-nucleotide messenger RNA. RefSeq names its product bactericidal permeability increasing protein. Bases 1 to 1239 code for a protein of 412 amino acids. Lineage: Eukaryota; Metazoa; Chordata; Chondrichthyes; Chimaeriformes; Callorhinchidae. The record is from RefSeq and is a predicted model, not a curated record. Gene Ontology annotation, molecular function: lipid binding. The transcript is spliced from 14 exons.